Messenger RNA from Vespa velutina, 1190 nucleotides. Its product is annotated as N-acetyltransferase 9-like protein. The coding region runs from base 502 to 1104 and encodes 200 amino acids. The transcript is spliced from 7 exons. Gene Ontology annotation, molecular function: N-acetyltransferase activity. Gene Ontology annotation, biological process: protein acetylation. NCBI's taxonomy places the organism in Eukaryota, Metazoa, Arthropoda, Insecta, Hymenoptera, Vespidae. The record is from RefSeq and is a predicted model, not a curated record.
UUCACGUCUGCUAUCAUUCUUGUCACUUCGUCUGUCAUUGGUAUCUUCUGAACUUUCGCGUACAACAGGGGGCUGGUUUUUAUUUGUACUGAAUUCUAAUGGCGAGUCAUUCAUUCCGGGAAGUGGUAUAGGUGGUGGCAAAGGAGGAAAUCCUUGACCAAGAAAUAUAAUAAUUAUAUCAUGUCUAAGGUAAAGAAUGUGUAAUUAUUAUGAUGAAGAGCUUUACCCAUUGGCGACAUAGCCGCUGUUGGCACUCCAGGGAAAUUAUAAGCCAUUUUUCCUGACGUGAAUUUUGAAUAUUAUAAAUUGUUUUAAAUAUGCCGUAAUACGUAUAUAAUGAACGCCACAAUAAAAUAUUACUGAAAUAUUUCGACCCCUUGGAACAUCAUACCCCCGACAAAUUCAAUAUGGCAGAGCAUCGAUGAACGUUGACAAGAUAACCUCUUCUCCAUCGCCGUUUUGGAAUAAAUUUAAGACUUUCCUAGAAAUCUCAUAAACAUAAUGAAAAAGAAUAAGUCCACUCGUAUUAUCGGUCAAAAUGUGAUUCUAGUUCCGUAUAAGGAAAAACACGUUACGAGAUAUCACGAAUGGAUGAAAUCACCAGAGUUACAAUAUCUUACUGCCUCGGAACCAUUAACUUUGGCGGAAGAAUAUGAAAUGCAAAAAGAUUGGCUACUAGAUGAGAAGAAAUGUACUUUCAUCAUUUUAGACAAAUCGAUCUUCGAAUCGACAGGGGAUGAAAUCGCUGCUAUGAUCGGUGAUACUAAUUUAUUUUUUAAUGAUAUGGAAUGUAAAUAUACGGCGGAAGCUGAAAUCAUGAUAGCAGAAAAAGAAAAUAGGAAUAAAAGAAGAGGAGGGGAAGCUGUAUUACUUAUGCUUCGUUACGGUAUAGAUGUCUUGAAUGUAAAAAGAUAUCGAGUUAAAAUAAUGAUCGAUAAUGAAAAGAGUAUAAAUAUGUUUCGAAAGUUGAAUUUUCACGAGGUCGAAAGAAGUGAAAUAUUUCAAGAAAUUACCAUGGAAAAUAACAUAAAUCAAGAAUGGAAGGAUUGGUUGUAUUUAGAAACAAUGAAUUCUUUAAUGGAUGAAUGUUACAAUAUAAAUUGAUAUAAAUUGUAAUUACGAUUAUAUAUCCUUUUGCACAUUGUCCUUUCAUUAUAAUUUAACGUAAAAUAAAUGUAAUAUUAUAUAUA